CUGCAUUUCGCGGAGUAUAGCAAAUUAAGCUUAACUCCAAACGUGCGCUCCAGCUGGUCUUGGGGAUCGUCACCAUAUCGCGAUCCAACUACAUCACUUAACGAGAGGGACAGGUUUGGUGACCCUAUAUCACCACACGGUGAUUACCAAGGUACACGCACUGACUACUGGCAAACUUGGGAUGCGACAGGCACAAACGAUAUAGCAGCCCAACCACCCCUUUGCGUCUCCGUGACAACAACACCCAGAAUAUACCUUACGCCGACGUAACAAGUACUACAUUAGAUCAGAUACAAUCAGCUAUUUUCGCGCCUUGUAUUGAAUCAUUGACACCAAGCCAAACUCGUUAUGCACCAGCUUUUCAAAGAAAUGCCAUACAUAGCGAAGGCGUCCUAAAGAUGUGGUGUAAUGAUGAAAGAAGUCUUUUCUGGCUCAAGGAAACUGUCCCUAGAAUGUCAUUGCCUAUGGUAGGGACAGCGCUCACUUCAACACUCACUUCAGCGCUCACUUUGUACACUUCUGUCAAAAAUACAACUUAGGUCGAGAUUAGAACUAUAUGUACCUAACUUUGAAGGAGGUAUAGAACAAUUACACCAGAUUUUAUCAUUGCAGAACCCCUGGUAUAACGUAUCUCUGUGGGCACUGUUCAGAUACGAAAAGGUAACAGGAAACCUACCCGGCGUAUUUCUAAUACUGGGAGUACCAAGUGAAGAGCUGCCCAACAUUCUAGCGCGUAAUUUAAAGGUCGCUUACUUAACAAGUACCAUCAAUAUACGGUAAUUCCAGGAUACGGAUAUACCACAAAACUCGGAACUAGGGGCUACUACCAUACUGGAAAUGGAGGAAGGAAGUUCAAAUUUCUUAUCCAUCGUGAAGACUCCGUCAUGGACCUAAUCAUACCCGUUGACACUACUGCACACCACAACACAAACAUAGUGAGAAGCACGACCAACAACAAAAGAGAGAUACACUGCUGACGUCGGUAGCUUGGCGACGAGAUGUUGCUGCAACCUAUUGAUGCCGCGUCUGCUGCCUUAUCACGUGGAAUACACAUCCCCGAAACUGAGAUACACUGCUGACGUUGGUAGCUUGGCGACGAGAUGUUGCUGCAACCUAUUGAUGCCGCGUCUGCUGCCUUUUCACGUGGAAUACACAUCCCCGAAACUGACGUAUCAGAUCUGUCAGAUUUAUACCAAUAUAAGGAACCUGGUUUUGCAGAGAUACACUGCUGACGUCGGUAGCUUGGCGACGAGAUGUUGCUGCAACCUAUUGAUGCCGCGUCUGCUGCCUUAUCACGUGGAAUACACAUCCCCGAAACUGAGAUACACUGCUGACGUUGGUAGCUUGGCGACGAGAUGUUGCUGCAACCUAUUGAUGCCGCGUCUGCUGCCUUUUCACGUGGAAUACACAUCCCCGAAACUGACGUAUCAGAUCUGUCAGAUUUAUACCAAUAUAAGGAACCUGGUUUUGCAGAGAUACACUGCUGACGUCGGUAGCUUGGCGACGAGAUGUUGCUGCAACCUAUUGAUGCCGCGUCUGCUGCCUUAUCACGUGGAAUACACAUCCCCGAAACUGAGAUACACUGCUGACGUUGGUAGCUUGGCGACGAGAUGUUGCUGCAACCUAUUGAUGCCGCGUCUGCUGCCUUUUCACGUGGAAUACACAUCCCCGAAACUGACGUAUCAGAUCUGUCAGAUUUAUACCAAUAUAAGGAACCUGGUUUUGCAGAGAUACACUGCUGACGUUGGUAGCUUGGCGACGAGAUGCUGCUGCAACCUAUUGAUGCCGCGUCUGCUGCCUUUUCACGUGGAAUACACAUCCCCGAAACUAAUACGUCAGUUGUCUUGUUUAAUUUUUUAUUUAAGAACUAGCUCCGCGGUCUUUGUCCGCUGCUGUUACGGUUUUUAUGUAACCGGUGGAACCGUUAAUUUACGGUAAAAGUAAAGUCUAAGUUACUCUCCGUCCUUUUAACUAGCGCUAUGCUAAAAAUUUGAUUAAUUUGUUACUAAGUGAGGGUGUAAAGGAAGGACAAACAUACACACAUUCGAAUUUAUAAUAAUAAUAACGUUUAUUUCGGAUAAAACUCCAUAGCUUGUGAUAUCAGUAAGAUUAUAAAAUUAUUUAUUGUUAGUAACAAUUAUCUUACUAACUAUUUUACUAAUUAAAACUGGCCAAACAUAUCUUCCAAUUAAGGUGAGUACCCUAUUGAUCAUUUGGUGUAUGAGUGAGUACCAACCCAAUGCUCCAUAAAGGGAUUUUCCCAUUUAUUGCUUAAUAUUUUCAAAAUAGUUGGAAAUAAAUCCAAAAGUGCACG
This is a messenger RNA of Pararge aegeria (speckled wood butterfly), 2314 nucleotides long. RefSeq lists its product as uncharacterized. The record is from RefSeq and is a predicted model, not a curated record. NCBI's taxonomy places the organism in Eukaryota, Metazoa, Arthropoda, Insecta, Lepidoptera, Nymphalidae. The coding region runs from base 1018 to 1938 and encodes 306 amino acids. The transcript is spliced from 8 exons.